AUGUCCGACAACGAACAGAACGGCGCUGGCGAAGCCCCUGCUGGCGGCGAUCACCUCAACAUCAAGGUCACCGAUGGCAACAAUGAGGUCUUCUUCAAGAUCAAGAGAACCACAAAACUCGACAAAUUGAUGAAGGCUUUCUGCGACCGUCAAGGCAAAGAUCCGUCGACCGUCAGAUUCCUCUUUGACGGAGACAAGGUCCUUGAAGGCGAUACUCCUGAGAAGCUCGACAUGAGCGACGGCGACACUCUCGAAGUCUUCCAAGAGCAGAUUGGCGGCGCGCUUCUGUGA
Cyphellophora attinorum is the source of this 291-nucleotide messenger RNA. RefSeq names its product Ubiquitin-like protein SMT3. NCBI's taxonomy places the organism in Eukaryota, Fungi, Ascomycota, Eurotiomycetes, Chaetothyriales, Cyphellophoraceae. Bases 1 to 291 code for a protein of 96 amino acids. Gene Ontology annotation, biological process: protein sumoylation. Gene Ontology annotation, cellular component: nucleus; septin ring. Gene Ontology annotation, molecular function: ubiquitin-like protein ligase binding; protein tag activity. The transcript is spliced from 2 exons. The record is from RefSeq and is a predicted model, not a curated record.